Serpula lacrymans var. lacrymans S7.9 is the source of this 588-nucleotide messenger RNA. RefSeq lists its product as uncharacterized. NCBI's taxonomy places the organism in Eukaryota, Fungi, Basidiomycota, Agaricomycetes, Boletales, Serpulaceae. The record is from RefSeq and is a predicted model, not a curated record. The transcript is spliced from 12 exons. The coding region runs from base 1 to 588 and encodes 195 amino acids.
AUGACUCCCAAUCUUCAGCCUAUUGCAGUGCAGGGAGAAAUUGGACUAUUUUACACAUGGGACGAUUGUGCCAAGCGUGUUCUAGGUGUCAGCGGAAACAGGUUCAAGAGGUACAGGAGCUUUGAGGAAGCACUUGGGAAAUACAGACAGAAAUAUGAACUAGGUGCAGUGCACACUGCAGCUGUGCCUGGUAGUUGUUUCUGCCACGACCACGAACUCACCACAGAAGAAAGAAAAGCAAUUUUUGCUACAAAAGAAUGGCUUUUGAAUCCCAAAGUCUGUGCAAUCCAAAAUGCAAAGGCAAGGGAACAUUCAGCACGAUAUUGUGACAAAAGAAAAUGCAAUGAUAAAGCUAAGGUCACCCUAAUUCACAAGCCAGACAAUCCCAAGAUUCAUCAACAGAUACCUGCCUUGACACAUACUUGCUACUGUUGUUUCUCCGCAACUGCAUUGGAUGCAUUUGGCCCCAUGCACUCAACCUGUAUGCGGAUUUCUAGUCUGGAUAAGAGGUCAGGCCAAACCAACAACACAACACUCAGAAACUAUACAUACUUCAUCAAUCUGACUACACAUGAUCUCAGCAGGUGA